AUGCCUUACAACAAACACUUGCAUCUAAUACUAUUAUUGGAAUUGUCAAUACAGCAACAAUUUAAAACAGACUUUUUGGCCUUUCCUGUUUUUGUGGAUAAUUUUGUUUUGCAAAAGCUCUUAGAGUUAAAACUUGGAUAA
Molecule: messenger RNA, 141 nt
Organism: Dentiscutata erythropus
Lineage: Eukaryota; Fungi; Glomeromycota; Glomeromycetes; Diversisporales; Gigasporaceae
Source: the annotation of a GenBank genome assembly